This is a messenger RNA of Aspergillus affinis, 2190 nucleotides long. Its product is annotated as dienelactone hydrolase. The record is from RefSeq and is a predicted model, not a curated record. NCBI's taxonomy places the organism in Eukaryota, Fungi, Ascomycota, Eurotiomycetes, Eurotiales, Aspergillaceae. Gene Ontology annotation, molecular function: ribonuclease III activity. Bases 1 to 2190 code for a protein of 729 amino acids. The transcript is spliced from 7 exons. Gene Ontology annotation, biological process: RNA processing; polyketide metabolic process.
AUGUUUCAGCCUACUUCUUUUGAAAAUCGAAAGCUCGCGAAGGCUGAGGAAAUAAUCGCUUAUCGAUUUACGAACCGGCUUGGACUUCAACGAGCAUUACAGCUAGCAGAUAGUAUCCACCCGAAUGGGAACAAAGAUCUAGCUCUACUUGGUGAUACUGUCAUCAAGUUGAUCCUUGUCAAGGAGGGCCUUUGUCGACAUGCGACCCGUGGUCAGAUAAACAAUGUUAUAUCGGAGAAAUCAUCCAACGCCUAUCUUGCGCAGCGAGGCUUCUCCAAAGGCCUAGCAGAAUGUGUAUUUGCCAAUCGAUCCCAGGGGAACACAAUCUACCCGGGCCCUAUGGCCUCCACAGUUGAGGCUAUCGUCGGGGCUGUCUUCAAUGAUAGUGAAGAGAAGACGACAGUUGUCAAAGGAGUCAUGGAAGCUUUGGGCUUACUCCCCGUGAGGGCCUACGGAUGCUCCUCUGCUACGGCGACCCAACGUGACGCAGUAACUUCGGACGACUCGACGGAGAGCGAGGAUUUGAACGCUGCCAAACUUGUGAAAGAGCUCGCCAAACUCAGGAGAGAGGUCAGACGACGAGAUGAUUUGCACAAGGAAGAGAAAGCCAAAGAAGAAUUCGGUGCUGCCGUCGCGGAAGUUCGACACGAUCUACAGACCUUGACAAAUAGUAAGAACAAAGCGCAAAAAGCACAUCCUACGAUGGCCACCAUUUCCAUUUCUGCCCCCGGCGCGAGUGGCUUUCUCUAUAAUUCCGGCCAUAAUACGGCUCGGUUGUGCGUGACGGCUGAGACGCCGGAUUUCGACACCUCCUUGUUACGCCGCUGGCAGGAUGAGGGCCUCGAUGUGCAGUACGUGCCGUUUAACGGCGGAGGAAAGGACUACAUCCUGCGAUUGAAGUCCGUGAAGGAGGGGUUGGGAGUCGGGGAGAACUAUGCCAUUGUUGCGUUCGGCGACGCCGCCUCCUUCUGUCUGGACUACUACAUCAAACCCACCACCUCGAGUCGUCUCUGCGCGCUCGUCGCAUACUACCCGACCAACAUCCCCGACCCGCGGAUGCGCUUCCCUCCGACGCUGCGCGUCAUGACGCAUCUGGCCGGCAGCACGGUCGACGUCACGACCACCCCGACCAUGCUGGGUGUGCAGGGCAAGAGACGGACGACGACGCGACAGAUCAACCCCGGCAUUGGCACCGGCGAGCGCCUGAACAUCGGCCACCUGGCGUAUACGUACAAGCACGCGCAGCCGGGAUUCGCCGAGACGGACCUGGACGAGUAUGAUCGGCUGGCUAGCGAGUUGGCCUGGAGUCGCACGCUGCAGAUCCUGAGGAAGGGAUUCGGCAAGGAUCCAGACAUUGAGGAGAAAUGGGAGGAACACUUGGAAGCGAAAUUCUUCUCCAUGAACCUCUCCGACACAAUGGCUGCGUAUACCAACAAAUCCGCUCCCACGGUGACCUACACGCCCACUGUAAGCGGUGGAAUCGGCACCCACGCCCUGCGCCGCUUCUACGAGCACCACUUCCUGCAAAAGCUACCGCCAUCGAUGCGUCUGCGCUUGAUUUCUCGCACGCAAGGCACCGAUCGCGUCGUGGACGAGCUCUUCGUGGCAUUCGAGCACACGCACGAGAUUCCCUGGAUGUUGCCCGGGGUGCCGCCCACCAACAAGCGCGUGGAGAUCGUGAUUGUCAGCAUCGUGAGUCUCUGCGCCGGCAAGCUCUACUCUGAGCACGUGUAUUGGGACCAGGCCAGCGUGCUGGUGCAGGUGGGCUUGCUGGAUCCGAAACUUGUCCCGCAGGGCGCGUCGCCGUCCGUGGAUCGGUUGCCCGUCGUGGGCCGGGAAGCGGCGCGACGAAUGCUGCAGGAAGAUCCAGAGAUUGACGGCAAGGACUUCCAUAAUCGGUUGAUUCGCAGGGCGCGGGCCAAGGCCAAGGGGAAGGACGGCGAGCCGCAGACCCCGGCGGUCGAGGAGUCCGGCGCUGAGGGCAAGAGUGAGUUGGAUACGCCGUUGAAGGAGCCCAAGGGGAAGGGCAAGGCGGUGCAGCAGGAGUCGCGUCAAGCUUGGCCGCAGCUAGAUACUGAAGCUGAGGGCGAAGAGGCCGAGGACGGUCAGAAUGGAGAUGGUCAGAAUGGACACGCGGAUGAAAAUAAGGGCACUGCCUCUGUGGAAGAUGUUCAGGAUGAGGAUGAUUAA